GGUAGGCGUGGUCGAAGCGCGUCACUGUGCUGACGAUGAAGCUGCGACUGAAGCUCGGCUCUCGACGUCUCUCCGUAGUGUUACCACAGACCACUGCGCAGUCCUCUCUCCAGUCAGUGAGGCAGCACAUCACGGAGAGCGGACUAGCUCGAGGAACAUGUGAGUUGUCUCUGAACGGAACCGAUGCCUUGGAGGAGACUCGCUCUCUGGCUGAGCUCGGCAUUGUCAGCGGAGAUCUUCUGCACGUUCUGUGCCGAGACGAAAACGAUGAUCAGGCAGACCUACCUUCCCAUGUGCUAGCAAGGGAUAAUUUCCAACCUAGCCCACAUCAAGAGGAAAACCUACCCCAAGAGAAGGAGGGUGACAUGAAGAUGCAGCGGUCCUCGGAUGAGACUACUAUGUCUGAGCCAGAGUGUCAACUGAUGCCAGACACUAUGAGCCACUACCAGGAUUUCUGUCAGUCCCUCCUGAGAUUGGUUCCAGAGAAGGAUACCUCACUGCCACAUCUCACUCAGACUGCUACACUGUGUACUGCUCUGCACAGUCUGAUGCUAGAUGCAGGAUUCACCCCUGUUGAGAAUGGCCAUCUUCUCAAUGACACCUCAGCAAAAUGGAGCUACAAUACACCCGUCAAUGAUGAGAUCAGAGUUCAUCUGGCCUGUUUGAAAAUGGGUCAUCUCCUCAGUGUCCACGGGAUGGCAAAAAUCAAGGAAGAGAAAGUUACAGUUUCUUUGUCUCUGCAAGUAUCCACUCACGUUGGCAGGGACACGAAAACAGGUUUAUGGAUCCUGCUGAAACCGGCUGAACUGGCAGUGGUCUUCAAGGACCAAGUCACACACAGACUCCUUACAAACAUCAGGACAGGUAUAUAGCUUAAGGAGCAAGGGUUUUGGUGUGGGUUAUAUAGCAGAAUUAUUGAUGUGUGUUUUUGCUUUCAAGUGUUAGGUCUACCAGAGGUUGGAACAUUCUCCAGUCUCUUUCCUGAACUAAAGUUGCUAGUGUGCAGAACACUAGACCUGAAGAGUCUACUUGCUUUGUCAGCAGCCAGCAAGGAGCUGCACGCUCUCUGCCAAGAUCCGUAUCUCUGGAAACACUUGCUUCUGCGAGACUUUGGACAAAGACACAUGCUGCCUGCCAGUCAGAGCAAUCAUGCUUGGAAACAGCUGUACAUUGAACGUUUCAAGAAGGCCGUUGAGAGAGAGAGGCUGACUCAGCACUCCUCUCUCAUCUUUCCCCUCGUCCCUCCCGAUCCUCUCCCUCUCUUCACUCCUCCUCCACCACACCCCUUCCCACUCAUGAUAGGAGGGGGACAUGACUUGCUACCACAAGUACCAGAACGUCUCCAUCUUGGAGGGGAAUUCCCACCAUUACAUCGUCAUCGUCGACAUCAUCCAGAAAUCAGAGAUCACAUGAUUCAACCAUUGCUCCGCCAUCAGCAGCCCCCAUACCAACAACACUGGCCGUCUAACAGAAGACUCCAACCAGCCACACGCGUCUCUUUUCCCCGACUCAUGUAGCGGACUCUGUAGACCCACCGUCAGAAUUGCUUUCCAGUAACAGAGAAACACUCUACACCACAACACCCACAUAUCUAUGGCACUGUUUCUGCACAUGCAUAGACCCAGUGAUCACGGUGAUUGCGCAUAUGGCACGUACUUUGCUCACCAAUUUUAAACAAUUUGCAUUAUUGAGCUGUGCGUCAAGCAAAAUAGAUCACAUCAUAUCAAAAUUUCACCAAUUAGAGUACACUUAAUUAAUGGGGGAAUACACAGCUCUCUCUCUAUAGUAUAAAGUUAUUCAUUCAGUACAGUCUUUUACUAGCGUUAACGAAUUUCGAUAUAUCCCAUGUUUGAAACAAUCUCGGUGGUCCGGCCGUGGUCUGGUGUCCUGGUAACAGUCAUCUCAAACCUUCCACGGUCUCCACUUGUUGGAUCCGUCCGACUGACGUCGAAACAGAAUCGCUUCUGGCACGAGUCAAAGAGGAGUUUGUAGAGUCCGCCUCCUUCAUCAUCGAUGCCAUCGCCCUGACUGAGCUCUUGGUUUGUAUCAACAUGAAACACAU
Geodia barretti is the source of this 2062-nucleotide messenger RNA. The record is from the annotation of a GenBank genome assembly. Lineage: Eukaryota; Metazoa; Porifera; Demospongiae; Tetractinellida; Geodiidae.